This is a messenger RNA of Paramecium pentaurelia, 1386 nucleotides long. Lineage: Eukaryota; Ciliophora; Oligohymenophorea; Peniculida; Parameciidae. The record is from the annotation of a GenBank genome assembly.
AUGACAAUAAAUCUUAAAUUCUAAAAAUUGAAUGAUGCUUUGUCAAAUAUUUAGUUAUCUCAGAAUACUAAGUUAUAAUAGGAUUAUCAAGAUAGUUGUAGUACAGAAAGAGUAAGAAAAUUAGUAAAUAAAGUUAAGGCAAAGUUCAAAUUAAUAAAUAAUACAAAUGAUAAUAAGUAAAGUAUUUUAAAUAACAUUAGAUUUAAUCGAUAAUUAUAAUAAUUUAAAAUACUUGAUACAUUUAUUGAUACAAAAACAAAGUUAAAGAAGCUGAAUAUUAUAAACAAUAGAGAUUUAUUAGAAUCAGUAAAGAAUUAUCUAAUAAGAAGGAAAAUAGCAAGAUAAUUAGGUUAAUAGGAAGCAGAAUUAGAAAAGAUUUAUGAAUAAUAUGAAGUAAAGUUUGAAACAGAAUUUGAUAAAGCAUUUUUAGAUAGUGAUUGUUUUUUAGAUUUAGGUUUGGUUAAAGUACCAAAUAAUAAAUCUAAGAUGUUAUCUAAAGAGAGAUUAUAAGACUAUGGGAGGAGAGCAAUAAGUUAAUUUUAAAGUACUUGUGAAUAAAUGUCAAAUAGAGAUUAAGUAACAAAAUCUUAGUAUGAUUAAAAUCUAUUUUAUUAUCAUGUUGAAGAUUAAAUAGAAUAAAUAAAGAAAGAAAGGGAGGAGACAGAAAAUAUUAUAUAGAAAAUAGGUAAAUCUACAAAAUGUAGAACUUAGUCAGGAGAUGGAAAGUGUGGGAUGUAGAUUAAGUAAUAGAAGAUAACAUAAAUAGAUUAUGAUAAGGAGCUUUAUAAAAUAGUAUUGCAAUAUGGAAUUGAUUUGAAUUCUACUGAAUAAUUGGAAGAGGAUAUUUAUACAGCAUUCAAAUAGCAAGCUAAUGAAUUGAUAAAGUCAAAAAUAUAUGAAGCUAAAGUGAGAUACAAUCAUAAUAUAGAAGAGGAUCAAUUGAAAUAUAGAUAUCAAAUUAAACCAUAAAAGAAAAAAAUAAGUACUUUAUUUGAAUAAUAAUUGUUCAAUAAUAUAUCAAAAUAAUAUCCUAAUCAUAAAUCAAAAUACAGACCUGAGAGUAAUGUACAUACUUUGGGUUCAGAAAAUAGGAAGUCAUAAAUGAUAUAGGAAUUAUUGGAUAAGAAGAAAGAAAAGAGUAUAAUGCUUAGUUAAUUUAAUUUGAAAUCAAAGAGAAUUAUAAAUAUGUGUAAUAAGGAUGAAUAAAAAUUGUAGUAUAAUGAAUAUAUAAAGGAUAUAUAAUUGAUGAAUUUAUAUUUGGAUGAGGCUAUAACUAGAACCAAUUUCAAUAGAAGACUUUCGUAAUUAGGUUUUACAAAAGAUGAUUAAUUUUUAAUAAAGAAAUAGAUUAUAUUACCAGGUGGAAUUGUAAGGAAUAAUUAAUGA